Mesitornis unicolor (brown roatelo) is the source of this 1295-nucleotide messenger RNA. Its product is annotated as nuclear factor of activated T-cells, cytoplasmic 3-like. Gene Ontology annotation, biological process: cytokine production; calcineurin-NFAT signaling cascade; regulation of transcription by RNA polymerase II. Gene Ontology annotation, cellular component: transcription regulator complex. NCBI's taxonomy places the organism in Eukaryota, Metazoa, Chordata, Aves, Mesitornithiformes, Mesitornithidae. The record is from RefSeq and is a predicted model, not a curated record. The annotation marks the transcript as partial. Gene Ontology annotation, molecular function: RNA polymerase II cis-regulatory region sequence-specific DNA binding; transcription factor binding; DNA-binding transcription factor activity, RNA polymerase II-specific. The transcript is spliced from 2 exons.
AUCUUGAGUCAGAUGACUGUGCAUCCAUAUACAUCUUUAAUGUAGACCAACCAUCAUCCUCUGUAAAUCAGCCAAUUUGUAUUCCUCGCCAUGGAUUGCAGUCCCACUCCUCUCCUCUGUCACCACCUACGAGACUUCAGAGUCAUAAGAACUAUGAAGGGAGUUGUGAGGUACCAGAAUCCAAAUACAGUCCACUAAGUGGGCCCAAACCCUUUGAGUGCCCUAGUAUUCAGAUAACAUCUAUUUCACCUAACUGUCAUCAGGGAAUUGAAGCCAAUGAAGAUGAAUUGCACAAAAAUGGCACAGAAAAUGAGUAUAUGGAAAGGCCUUCACGAGACCAUCUCUAUCUUCCUCUUGAGCCCUCAUAUAGGGAAUCAUCCCUUAGUCCAAGCCCUGCCAGCAGCAUUUCGUCCAGAAGUUGGUUUUCAGAUGCUUCCUCUUGUGAAUCAAUUUCCCAUGUUUAUGAUGAUGUAGACUCAGAGCUAAAUGAAGCAGCUGCUCGAUUUACCCUUGGCUCUCCUUUGGCAUCUCCUGGUGGUUCUCCAAGAGGUCCCAGUGAUGAGUCUUGGCAGCAGACUUAUGGAUUUGGGCAUGCCUUGUCACCUAGACAGUCUCCCUGUCAUUCUCCUAGAACUAGUGUUACAGAUGAAAAUUGGCUAAGCCCUAGGCCAACGUCAAGGCCCUCAUCAAGACCUACAUCCCCCUGUGGGAAACGACGACACUCCAGUGCUGAGAUUUGCUACGCUGGUUCUCUCUCUCCUCACCAUUCUCCAACUCCAUCACCUGGCCACUCUCCUAGAGGAAGCAUAACAGAAGACACGUGGCUAAACACUUCCAUCCAUAAUGUACAAGGCCUUAAUUCUGGCCUUUCACCAUUUCAGUGUUGUACGGAGACUGAUAUUCCUCUGAAAACAAGAAAGACCUCAGAGGAUCAGACUGCCACUUUAUCUGGAAAAAUAGAUAUCUGUUCUGAAGAACAGGGUAACUUAUCGUCAUCCCUUGAAACUACAGUAGAUGACUGCUCUGGAUCUCAGCACACCUUGAAGAAAGAUUUGCCUGGAGACCAAUUUCUUUCUGUUCCUUCGCACUUUACUUGGAACAAACCAAAGCCUGGUCAUACUCCUAUAUUUCGCACAUCUUCAUUGCCACCUCUUGACUGGCCUUUACCAAGUCAUUAUGGGCAGUGUGAACUGAAAAUAGAAGUCCAGCCUAAAACUCAUCACAGAGCUCACUAUGAAACAGAAGGAAGCAGAGGAGCAGUAAAAGCAUCUACAGGAGGACACCCUGUAGUGAAG